AAAUAAAAACGUUAUGUUAACGGUAAAAAAAUAUUACGUGCCGAAACCGUGGUCGCGCAUUAAUAAUGUUAAUAGUCACUUGUUUGUUUUCUCUUUCAGCCGUUUGUCUGCAGUCUGCACGCCAUAUUGCAGUGUGUUUUAAUAUAUUACUGACCGUGAAAUAACGUACAGUUUGUGUUUCAGGAUUUUGUGUUAAUAUUGUGUAUUUUAACUUUGUUAUAUUAUUUAUUAUCUACUAUUGUAAUGAUGGAAUUUGUUAUCGUUUUGAUAUUUUGUGUGGUUCUUGUGAUUGCUGUAAUGGUAAUUGGUUCCGGGAUGGGGAAAGCUACUUCGUCGCAGCGUCAGAUGGACAUCAUUAACGUCGCUCAGAACUUAUAUGUUUUAAUUAGAAAAGGCGACUUGAAGAAAUGUGACGUUACGCAGACGACCGCGUUUCUUCUCAACAUCGCAAAGUCAACUGUUCUCAAGUACUACAAGAAAGACAUUGAAGAAGUUUCAACACCAGGAAAAAAGAGGGAAAAAAGGCCACAGGAAGGAAAGUCACUUGACACAGUCGACGAUUUCACAGUAAAUGCAAUCAGGAAUGCAAUUUACAGGAUGUACGCUGAAGGUUUGAAUGUUACAGUCGACACCAUUUUGAAAGAAAUCAGGGAAAGACAAAUAGAUUAUUAUGGUGGAAGAUCAAGUCUUCAUAAAUUGUUAAAGAAGAUGGGAUUUUCAUGGACAACUGUUGAUGGACGAAAAGCUUUGAUAGAGAAUGAAAACAUAGUAUUGCAGCGAAUAGAUUUCUUGAGAAAGUAUAAAGAAGAAAAAGAAAGAGGAACUGUAUCAAAGUCAUGGCAGGACAAGAGUCUACAAUCUGCGAAGAGACGUACUGUUGGAGAUGGUAAAAGGUUUAUUGUUGUUAAUGCUGGAGGGCGCACUGGCUUUGUGCCAGGAGCAGGAUUACUUUUUGUUUCAGGUCAGAAGACUGCAGACUACCAUGGCGAGAUGAAUGGGGAAACUUUCUUGAUGUGGUUUGAAGACAUGUUGGUGCAUCUUGAGGAACCCAGUGUCAUCAUAAUGGACAAUGCUUCAUAUCACAGCACCCAGGUUGAGAAAACACCUACAACGAACUGGACCAAGGCUGCACUGAUCGCGUGGCUGGAGAAGAAUGGGAUAAAACAUGAAAAUAAUUUGUUGAAAGUGGAGCUGCUGAGAAUAGCUAAACAAAACAAGCCCCGAAUACGAUGGGCGAGGUGUGUGGAUCACGUGGAGAAGCUAAUUCAAGCAGACUGGGAGAGAGAAGUCCACAUAGACAGCGGCACCAUUCCUCCACUCAUCAUCCACCUCGGCGAGGAUAGUUCAAGUGAAGACAGUGACAGCGAAGAAUUUGAGGUUACGACACAGCAAGUAGAUGGAGACAGUGAAGUACUGGCAGUUCCUCUUGAUGAUUUACCCGGGUGUUCUUAUUGAGGUCUGUAUGUAAUAAACACCUGGGCAACUGUAAGUAUUGGGGUUUGAAACAUUUUUUUUUCUUUUAUGCAUUCCCAUUAAGUAUGUUGAUUACUGGAACUUUAUGUAUUAACUUUAUAUUACACGUAUUAUGAAAUUAAUAAUAAAUUUCAUUUCUGGAUUCGUAUAGGUGUAUGUGAAACAUUUUAUUUUGUUGUGUGUCUUCAUUUUUCAGUGAACUUACUUGGAAAACAAAAAGCCAGUCCCCAUCCAGGGCCACAAAUAAAUAAUGCAUAUAAGUGGUAUAGAAAUUACUGUCAAUUCUUCACCACAAUUUUACUGUUCAUAAAAUUAUGAUUUUGUCUAAUAAGUAUACUCAGGAAAAUGUAUAUAACCAUAUUUUUAUUUGUGGCCUUAACCGGCAAAAUGGUAGGGGUUUAUUAAAUAAAAGAAGAAAAUUCAUUUUUAAAUGUUUUCAUCUGAAUUUGUUAAUUUUAUUAAACCUUCAAUCCUUAGUCUUUUCCAGAUUGCUUAGAUGGACAGCCAUAUGUAUAAUUUACAAUACUUUUUUUUUCAGAUGCAGAAAACUGUGUUGAACUGUACUAAAUGAUGAUAUUUAUUGCUUACAUAAAUGUUGUAAAUUUAUAUAUUCUCCUAAAAAUUUACUUUAAAUUAUAUGUUAUUUCUUUAGCUAACAAACUUAUUUUUUAAUAUUUUUACCAUUGGGUAUCAUAAAUAAUGUUAUGAACAUAUACAUGUAUACUUAGAUCAUAUUCAAAUUACUUAUAUAUAUAUAUAUAUA
Molecule: messenger RNA, 2236 nt
Organism: Bacillus rossius redtenbacheri
Lineage: Eukaryota; Metazoa; Arthropoda; Insecta; Phasmatodea; Bacillidae
Exons: 6
Coding region: 244-1455 (403 amino acids)
Molecular function (GO): nucleic acid binding
Source: RefSeq, a predicted model, not a curated record